UAACAUCCGGUGACGUCAUUUCCGCUCAGUGUUCAUCAAACAUGGCGCUGCUCUUAAGGACGGUGGCCCGUCAGGGUGUCUGCAUCUCCCGACCAACCUACAGUGUCCUCUACAGACAUGCUGCUCCAAUGGGAACCACGGCUAAGGAGGAGAUGAACAAGUUUUGGACCAAAAAUGCCAGACUAAACAGACCCGUGUCUCCUCAUAUCACCAUUUACAGGUGGUCUGUCCCAAUGAUGAUGUCCGUCACACACAGAGGAACUGGACUGGGGCUCAGUGGAGCUAUCUCAGCCUUCGCCUUGGCAGCAUUGGUAUUACCGGGAAGCUACCCAUACUACCUGGACUUGAUUCACUCUCUGUCCAUCGGCCCCUAUCUCAUUGGGUUGGCCAAGUUUGGCAUCGCCUUCCCUGUGUCUUACCACACCUACAACGGCAUCCGCCACUUGUGGUGGGACAUCGGCAAAGGCUUCAAAAUCCCAGAGGUCUACCGCACCGGCUACACAGUUAUUGGUCUGUCCAUCCUCACCUCCAUAGCCGUGGCUUGCCUCUGAGUGCAGCACAGGAAGAGAAGAGCAGAGAGGAGGGGAGGGGACUGAGGGGAGUGUGGACUGGAUGCACUAUGGGCAGUUUUGUGUAUAUGUUCUGGCCUACUGCAGGCCCUGUUUCAUCAAAAUAUUAAAUAAAAGAUUCUAUUAUGAUGUACA
Messenger RNA from Cheilinus undulatus (humphead wrasse), 704 nucleotides. RefSeq names its product succinate dehydrogenase complex, subunit C, integral membrane protein (gene sdhc). The record is from RefSeq and is a predicted model, not a curated record. NCBI's taxonomy places the organism in Eukaryota, Metazoa, Chordata, Actinopteri, Labriformes, Labridae. The transcript is spliced from 6 exons. Gene Ontology annotation, cellular component: membrane. Gene Ontology annotation, molecular function: succinate dehydrogenase activity; electron transfer activity. Gene Ontology annotation, biological process: mitochondrial electron transport, succinate to ubiquinone; tricarboxylic acid cycle. The coding region runs from base 42 to 551 and encodes 169 amino acids.